This is a messenger RNA of Eimeria maxima, 1893 nucleotides long. RefSeq lists its product as hypothetical. The transcript has 5 exons. Lineage: Eukaryota; Apicomplexa; Conoidasida; Eucoccidiorida; Eimeriidae. The record is from RefSeq and is a predicted model, not a curated record. The coding region runs from base 1 to 1893 and encodes 630 amino acids.
AUGCUGUCGGGUCUGACAGACGGCUCCGGCAGCAGUCUCGUCUUCUCGCAGUACAAAUACAGAGACAGCAAGGGGCUAUUGCGCCAGCAGCAGCUGUUGCAAACGCUGCAAGGAGUCGUACCCUGUCCCCCUUGGUUUCCUACGCUGCCCCACAGCGCCUACGCGGAGCCGCCAGCUGCAGGCGACACCACAGCAGCGGCUGCAGAAUUGCCACUGCACUCCAACUGGAAGACAGUUAUAGAUGUACCAGAGGGCUGUUGCGUUGUAAUGCCGGGGAUGCUCACAAGGCGGCUUGCUGCUGCUGCUGCUGCUAAGCUACGCCCGCUGUCUGCUGCAGCAACGGAAGCAGCAGCAGCUCUAAAAAGAGUUGUUGCUGCUGCGGGGGUGCCUCAGGCCUCAGGACCGGCGUCUGCAGCAACAAUUGCAAAAACAAACGUCUCGGGUGCACCAUCUGUUGCACAGGAGGAAUACCCUGGUGCUGGUGUUGUUGAUGCCGCAGACGAUGCUGUCGCAGCACGUCCACAGUACUGUGCUGAUUGUGCUGAAGGCGUUACAACUGGCUGCUGCUGCGUCUUCGGCCGGGGAUCGCCACUGGAGAAGCUGCUACACCAUCCGCUGCUGUGGGAGCAGCAGCUGCCGCGAAGCAGCAUUUGGACGCUGCUGCUGCCUCAGGCUUCACAGCAGCAGGGACAGCAGCAACAACAGCAACAACAGACGAAGAGAGGGCAGGAAGACGAACUCGUGCACUGUGAGCAGCAGCUAGAUCAGGAGACUCAGCAGAAACAGCAGCAGCAGGAAAAGCAACUGCAGCAGGAGCAAGAGGAGUGCUUGCGCGAGGUGUUUGUCUUUGAGGCCCUCACCAGCCAACGCAAGACCGGGCGUGCGGGGGGAAGGAAUCCUGCUUCUGCACAUCAGGUGCAGCAGCAGCAGCUUGUGCAGCAACAGCUGCAGCCCAACCAUAUGGAGGCAUUCUCAACGACCGGAGGACCAGCAGAAGUAGCAGCAGCAACCGCAGCAGGUGCAGCAACAGGAGAAUCUGGAGCUCGUUCUGUCCUUACUUGGCUGCUGCCGCAUCAGCUGCUGCUCUUUGCCGGUCACUUUGCUGCUGUUAGUGGCAACUCGGGGGUGCCUUAUCCCAUUACUGCUGCGUCUAUCAAAAUCCCCAACAGCAGGCAGCAGCAACAGCAACAGCACCUGCAACCGUUGCGCGGAGGCGACACUCUUGGAUCGGCCGAGGCUGGCGCCGUCGUUCCCAUGGUCUCCCUCAUUACUUUGAAAGGUUUGGAGUCGCUUUUGGGUCCUACAACUGUGGCGUUAGCGGAGUGUCUCCGCGUUUUGGGGGAGGCGUUCGGCAGCAGUCCUCCCUUUGGUUGUUUGUCCGUCCUUUUUUUUCCCUUACGGCGCACUGGCUCGGGGGUGUGGGGCCUCGCCUCAUCAUCUGGUGUCAGUGCAGCGCUGCAUGCGAGCUCGAGCGAUGCCUCUGCUGUGGGGCUGCGGCAGAUGACUGAAGAGGGCUGUGCGGACUGCGCCAUCGCUGAAGAAAUGAAUCGAUCGCCAGGGCAGGAGUACGUGGUGAGCGGGAACGUGGCGGUGCUACCUUUGGAGUGUCUGCUAAGUGCUGCGGAAGCAACGGCAAGCAGCGCAGGCUUUCCCUCUCGUUUGCUGCUGGCUGAAGCAGUGAUUCAUCUGUGGCUAGAAGACUUAUACCCCACACACCGUCUCACCACAGAGGCAGACCUCUUCAGCUGUCUGUAUACCGCAACGCUUAUACGCAAACUCCUCCUCGACCUCUUCAUUCAAGUAGGAUACGGCCACAACAACGCCCGAACCCUUAACCCCAAACCAUACACCCUCCACUUCUGUUCCAGCUAUGCGCACUACCAGGCGGUUUAG